AUGGGCGACGUGACCGAGUGCUACCUAGACAGCUCCAACUCGACUCCAGCGCCCGAUAUCUUUGCGUACCGCGGCAAUCCGCAACACAUGCCGAGCCCGGCUAUUGGCUCCUACAGCAUAUUCGGAAUACGGUCCGAUGUUUGCUUCGAUAGGUUUGGACGAUACGGUCCAUACGGUUUCGGAUAUCGAAAAGCCCACGGCGGGUCAGGCGUCGGGCUCGACACGGAGAGCUCGGGCAGUGACACCGUGUGGUCCGUGACGGGGCAAAUAAAUUUUGGCGGUAUGAACUGGAGCGACGCCCAAGAACGCUGCUUUGUCGCCAACAGACAUCGGUUUGACUCGGGGUCGAGUGACAUGACCAAGAGUUUCGUGGAGAAGGGCACGAACAAGAGAAGAUCGAGAGAGGCCGAACAGCAACCCGAGGGGGACGGGGACGGUAGCCAACCAAAGCUUCUCCGCCGCUCCGCGGUCGUGGUGCGCCUCUAUACGGGGUUUCAGUGGACCGAACUGGCCAUACUGAACCUGCGUGCCAUGAUCUCCGAGCUGUCGCUCAAGAGCGGCGGGGAGUACGCGGUGCAUAUCCUGCUGCAUGUUCACAACACUGACCUGCCAAUCUGGUCUGAUGAAGAUACGCUCAGGAAGCUCUUGCGAGCCCAUGUGCCGGUCGAGUUCCACGGCCUCGUGUCGGUCUGGAGCGAAGCAGAGAUGACGCUCUAUUACCCGGGUGCAUUCGAUGCGCCGUUGGCCAACCCGAGCGAGAGGACCACGCACGGGUUCUACCGCAGCGGCCAUCUCCCACUACAGGUGUUCGCCAUGCGCCAUCCGGAGUACUCGCAUUACUGGAACUGGGAAGUGGACAUUCGCGUGGUGGGCAGCUAUUACGAGUUGUUUGAUCGGAUAGCGCGUUGGGCGGAUCAGCAGCCACGCCGACUGCUAUGGGAGCGCAGUUCUCGAUACUACAUACCCUCCUACCAUGGAUCCUGGGACAACUUCUCGCGGACGGCUCAUCUCGACACGAAGCAGUCUGGACGGGACGCGGUUUUCGGCCCGGUGGCGUUUCCGGGUCAGCAGAAGCGUCUGCGGCACGGCAAACGGCAGACAUCAGCGCUACCCGCGCGUUGCGCCGAGCAACCAGACGACGAAGAAUGCGGCGUAGGAGAAGAAGCCGACCUCAUCACCCUCAACCCCAUCUUCGACACGUUCGAGUCCGGAUGGAUCUUCUCCGACGACGUCACCGGAUAUCCCAGGGCCUCCGCGUCGCAACCUCCUCGACGAUGCGCCAUCGUCACGGCCUCCCGGCUGAGCGGCUGUCUCCUCAAGGCCAUGCACGAGGAAGUAUGGCGGCAUCACCGCACAAUGUUCAGCGAAAUGUUCCCCCCGAGCGUCGCGCUGCACCACGGGCUCAAGGCCGUGUACGCGCCCCAUCCGGUGUACCUGGACAGGGCGUGGGUGGACCCCGUCGACGACGACGCCAUGGACCGCGUCUUCAACGGCGGCGCGGCGCACUCGACGUCCGGCGCGGGGAGCCCGUUCGACACGAAGAACGAGCACAACUUCAAGGGCUCGACGUGGUAUUACAACAGCGAGUUCGCGGGGCUCCUCUGGCGGCGAUGGCUGGGCUAUGCGCAGACGCAGGCGGGUCGUCGAGCGAGGAGCGGCCCGGACGCCAUCACGUCGCGCGCGAGGGGGGGGUUUGAGGAGGAGAGCGACGAGGAGAGCAGCGGCAGGAUGUGCUUGCGAAGCAUGAUUCUUCACCCCAUCAAACACGAGGGGCCCGGCGAUGUAUAAUUGUGUGUGUGCGAUACCAACUUGGGUC
Molecule: messenger RNA, 1816 nt
Organism: Purpureocillium takamizusanense
Lineage: Eukaryota; Fungi; Ascomycota; Sordariomycetes; Hypocreales; Ophiocordycipitaceae
Exons: 1
Coding region: 1-1788 (595 amino acids)
Source: RefSeq, a predicted model, not a curated record